UAGGACUCAGUUCGGAAGCCGGCUGCCAGACUUCAAGAUGGCGUCGGCCGCUUCGGCCAGGGGUCAAGAUGGCGGCGCGGGGCCACGCCUGCGCUCCGGGCUCUCCUGCCCCCACCAGCCUUCCUCCAGCCUGGGAGCCGUCUCACCGAGCGCCAUGCAGCUCCUCUGCUGGUGGCAGGUACUGCUGUGUGUGCUGGGGCUCCCGGCCCGCGGCCUGGUGGUUGCAGAGGAAAGCAGUCAUGUGUGGGCCAAGGGGCAGCCUCCCCAGGCUCUCCAGGUGGGAGCUGUGUACCUGCGUGAAGAGGAUCCUGCCCCUGACCAGCAGGGCCAGGCCCAGGUGGUCCAGGAAGCUGAUGCCUCACUGGGGCUGGGCCCUCUUGGUGAUCCCAUGGUGGUGUUGUCGGUGAUUCCCGGGGAAACCGAGGACAAACGGAACUCUGAGGCCCGUGGAGGUACCUGUGGCGUGCGGGGAAGGGAGGACCAAAAGUACAGUGCCCGGGAGAAUCUCUUCUCGCUGGACAGAGAAGAGGUGUACUACACGGAGCCGGGAGUGGCUGAGACCGAGCCUGCUGCCCGCGAGGAGGCCAACAGCACGGAGAGCCCCAAGUCCCCCAAGGUGAAUUGCGAGGAGAGGAAUGUGACAGGACUAGAAAAUUUCACGCUCAAAAUUUUAAAUAUGUCCCAGGACCUCAUGGAUUUUCUAAACCCAAACGGUAGCGACUGUACCCUGGUCCUCUUCUAUACGCCAUGGUGCCGAUUUUCUGCCAGUUUGGCCCCUCAUUUUAAUUCUCUGCCACGGGCGUUUCCAGCUCUUCGCUUCUUGGCACUGGAUGCGUCGCAGCACAGCAGUCUUUCCACCAGAUUUGGCACCGUAGCUGUCCCUAACAUUUUGUUAUUUCAAGGAGCUAAACCAAUGGCUAGAUUUAAUCAUACAGAUCGAACACUGGAAACAUUGAAAAUCUUCAUUUUUAAUCAGACAGGUAUAGAAGCCAAGAAAAACGUGGUGGUGACUCCAGCUGACCAAAUAGGUCCUCUUCCAAGCACCCUGGUCAAGACUGUGGACUGGCUGCUUGUAUUCUCCUUAUUCUUUUUAAUUAGUUUCAUUAUGUAUGCUACCAUCCGGACUGAGAGCAUUCGGUGGCUGAUUCCGGGGCAAGAGCAGGAGCACGCAGAGUAAGAGCUGAAGAGGUGGGAAAGAUUUCAGGCCCUCAUCUCAGAAGUUAGCAUUUUAAAUCUCAUGCAUUUUCUCCACUGAAGGAUGGACUACUGAGAUGGAGCUUCAAUCAGAGGAAAAGAAUCAUAUAUUUGUUGAAUUAGUGAAUGGACAACACACGCAGUGAUGUUUUUAACUAAUGUGAUAAUAAACAGAUUAAAAAAAACUGUUCAUUGGAAGCCAGGUGUGGUGGCACAUGCCUUUAAUUCCAGCACUCAGGAGGCAGAGUAGGAUGGUCACUGUGAGUUUGAGGCCAACCUGAAACUGCAGUGAG
This is a messenger RNA of Jaculus jaculus (lesser Egyptian jerboa), 1487 nucleotides long. RefSeq names its product thioredoxin domain containing 15 (gene Txndc15). The transcript has 5 exons. Bases 38 to 1177 code for a protein of 379 amino acids. NCBI's taxonomy places the organism in Eukaryota, Metazoa, Chordata, Mammalia, Rodentia, Dipodidae. Gene Ontology annotation, biological process: cilium assembly. Gene Ontology annotation, cellular component: cilium. The record is from RefSeq and is a predicted model, not a curated record.